AUGGAACAAAAAAUUCCUUUAACUUUAACAUCAGAAAAUUCAUAUAAUCAUCCAAUUCAUUCUUCAAAAAGUGAAACAUCAUAUAAAUGGGUUCGUUACAUUGUUGGCUAUGUUACAAUAACAUCAAUAUUUGGUUUAAUAGUUUUUCUAAUAAUGUUAGGUAUUCCAAUAAGUAUGCUUGUUAUUGGUAUUCGUUAUUGUAGACCAUAUUAUUGUCCAAUUGAACCUCGUAUAAGUCUAUUUUUAAUUGUUGCUGGAUCUGCUUUCAUUGGAUCGAUUAUUCUGAUAAUUCUUUUGUCAUUAUUAACAAUAUUUAUUUCUUAUAAAAGUUCAAUAAUGACAAUGAUUAGUUU
This is a messenger RNA of Rotaria sp. Silwood2, 353 nucleotides long. Lineage: Eukaryota; Metazoa; Rotifera; Eurotatoria; Philodinida; Philodinidae. The record is from the annotation of a GenBank genome assembly.